Molecule: messenger RNA, 1992 nt
Organism: Fonsecaea erecta
Lineage: Eukaryota; Fungi; Ascomycota; Eurotiomycetes; Chaetothyriales; Herpotrichiellaceae
Exons: 2
Coding region: 1-1992 (663 amino acids)
Source: RefSeq, a predicted model, not a curated record
AUGGACUACGACCAACAACCAUCUCGGAUCGUCUUCGAAAGGAGGCUCCCCGCAGAAGCGAGGAGGGAGCAAGACGACUGGGGCGGCUUGUCGGAUGCCAGAGCCAGGAGAAGGAUCCAGAAUCGGCUGAACCAACGCUCUUAUCGCCGCAGACGAGCAGCAGAACGAGAGGCCAAAAGGGCGUCAGCGACUCGCAGCCCGCAGAAGCCCCUACCGCUCGCCCCUCGGGAGAUUGUUCCUGCAGCAGAUCCAAAAAGCAAUGUGAACGAGGCGUCGUCUAGGCGAGACGCCCCGUCCCCAGGACACCCUUUCGGCCCAGUCGACCUACGCUCUCAGACUCGGCUCCAGCAAAUCACGUCCCCGGUACCAGGGUGUGCAGUGCUGCUAGCGAAUCCUCAGGUCCGGCGAGUGCACUACUACGCCCGCACGACGCUAUGGCCGGCCUUCAAGCACCACAGCCUCGAGACCAACGAGUCCUUGACCUCGUCCUUCUUCCACUUGAGCAUGGUCGACGAGCUGCUGCUCAAUUCCUUCGUCUGGACCGCCGCGUUGGCCAUGUCGAUGCACCUGCCUUACACCACCACGGACAACGAAGCCGUUAUGUUCUCCUGCCAGAACAGGGCGGUCCAGAGCAUCCGGGAGCACAUCGCGCGGAACCAAGUCUCGGACUCGGUAAUCUUUGCGGUCCUAGGUCUCACGAUCCGCGACACCAACCCCCGCGUCGUCGAAAGGCAGGAGGGCCGAGACGAUGAUGAUAGCUACUUUGGAGGGUUCGAUCCUCCGCUUCGGUCGCUCGGCUGGAUCCAGUGUUUCUCGCACUUUCGCUGGACGCCGUCGCACAUCCGAGCCGCCAAGUCCCUGGUGGCGGCGCGAGGCGGUCUCCAGCAUAUCUCGAUGCCUGGUGUCGCGGAGCAGAUCCAGUCCACCGACAUCCUCCAUGCCAGCAUCUCACUCUGCCGCCCACAUUUUACGCUGUGCCGCCUGUACCAGCACGUCCUGGAUAACCACGUCAAAAUGAUCCGCCCGCCCCGUGAGAGGCUGGACGAGGCGUUCCCCGCCAUCACCAACGUCGAGUUCAAGGACCUGCUCCUCGACAUGAGAAUGUACUGCCGCGAGCUCGAGCGAGUGACGACAGAGUGCGGCGGCGGCGGUGCUCCUGCGGACGGUGAUGGGGAGGAGUCCGACCUCGUGCUGUCACCGGUGGCCUGGGAAACGAACGUCUACCGCAAUCUUAUCCAGUACCGUCUGCUGCGACUGCCCGGUUGCGAGAACCAGCUGGAGGAACUCUGCCGGCUUGGAGCCAUGAUCUUCAGCUACGGCGUCAUUUUCCCCGUCGCCCGCCCGGAACCAUUACGCUUGUUGGUCAAGCGGCUGAGGAGCGCGUUGGAGGAGUAUCACCCGCAGCUCUGUCUUCCGACGACGCUGAAUCCCAACCAAGCACCACCACCACCACCACCACCACCACCAGCGUCCUCCAAUCAGAGCGAGGCCGCAGCGGAGGGAGAUGCACACGCAGCAGCUUCUCCAAAGAAACCAUCCCCUUCUCCGCUGACAUUCCUCCUCUGGCUCGCCGUGCUGGGGGCCCUCGCGUCCAAGACCAACGACCACGACGAAUCCUUCUUCCUCGACCUCGUGGCAACCUGGUCCGCGGCGUCGGGGGUCGUGCGAUUCACCCAGCUGACGGCCGUCAUGCGCGGCUUCCUCUGGCUCGAACGCGCUUGCGACAAGGGUGCUUUUGAGGUGUGGAUGAAGGUUCUUCGAGGCAGGAUGGUUGUUGAGGCGGAGGAGGAGGGGCAUGGCGGUGGUGGUGACGGUGGCACUCCUCGUAGUGUUCCUGGUCCAGAAAGGACAGACGACAAGAACCUCGAUGCGUCUUUGCUGGAACAGAAGUGGCGGCAUCGGCGGCAGCAACAGCAGCAGCAGCAAAAGGACGCGGUUGAUAGGUCUUUGCUUACGGUGUCUUGGAUCUGUGCAGGGCUAGAGGAAAGGUAA